This is a messenger RNA of Belonocnema kinseyi, 2435 nucleotides long. It is a transcript of the gene mms4, whose product is annotated as crossover junction endonuclease EME1. The record is from RefSeq and is a predicted model, not a curated record. The coding region runs from base 461 to 2233 and encodes 590 amino acids. Gene Ontology annotation, biological process: resolution of meiotic recombination intermediates; mitotic intra-S DNA damage checkpoint signaling; double-strand break repair. Gene Ontology annotation, cellular component: Holliday junction resolvase complex; nucleus. The transcript is spliced from 3 exons. Lineage: Eukaryota; Metazoa; Arthropoda; Insecta; Hymenoptera; Cynipidae.
UUUCUCGAGAAGCGUAAAACAUUUUCAAAAUUCCAUUGAAUUUGCAUAGUUUGCAUUAUUAUUAAGGUGUUUUAAUUAUUUUUUUAAUAUUUGGGAUACAGAAAGUGAAGAACCGAUUGUUAUUGAAACUUUUUUCACAAUUGCAGCGUAUAUUUGCAAUAUAUGGCAGUCAUAACCUCAAAUCAGAUAAUAAACCGUUUGUUCUCAUGGAAUUUGAAACAACUUUUAAAAUGAUAACCGAACUUAUUUUGUCUAAAAUAUAAAAUAUGAAUUCCACUCUUCGAUCUAUGAAUCUUUUUACAAGAAAUAUAUCUUUUCAGAAUCUAGUUUUCUCAUCCUGGAAAAGCGUUUGUUUACAUCUUUCGAAACUCUGUUUACAAACAAUGACUUGACAUGAACUUUUGAUCACCGUUUUUUCGGCAAAUUAGAAAUACGUGAAUGACCUAAAUUAUAGAAAUAAAUGUACUCUCCUUUAUUAAAAUUCUCUGCGAUAAUGGCGCACAACCUUUCAGAUAGUGUGAUUGUUCUAAGUGAUCUGAGUGAUUCAGAAGAGUCGGUCCCCGUUUUAAAAAUUGCAGAAGUUAAUAAAAAAGUUCGCGAAAUUGACGUUCUGAGUGAUUCGGGAGAUUCUGUUUCAUUUGUAGAAACUGCAGAAGUGAAUAAUAAGAAUGUUCGUACGGUUGAUACUGUGAGUGAUUCUGGAGAAUCGGUUUCGUUCGUAGAAACAGACUUUAAUUACAAAAAAGCUCGUGAAAUCGACGCUCUAAGUGACUCCAGUUUUGAAUUUCCCGAAGUGAAUUUUCAUUAUCAUAAGGAAAGUGAGGAGAGUGAGAAAAAGCAGAAGAAAAACGAUGGUGGUUCAGUUUUCAGUUCCUGUGGUGCCAACGUCUCUCCUGCUUACGAUCUCGAUGAACUAGACUCUGGAUUUUCUGGAUCAGGAAGUUCUUUUUCGAAGAGUUCACAGAACUCUGAGAUUGACACUAUAUUGCAAAAAUAUGCGAUCCUUAAAAGAGCAGAAAGUUCAGUUGAAAAGAAGAAAACAAAAUCUCGAACGGCAGACAGUUCAGCUGAAAAGAAGAAAACAAAACCUCGAACACAGAAAGCAUCGGAUCCUGAAAAGGGGAGGUUAAAUAUUGAGAAAUUACUCGAAAAAGAGAGAGUAAAAGCUGAACGGCAAAAGAAAAAAGACGAACAGGCUAAAGAAAAGGCUUUGAAGGCUUUAGCUAGUAAAAAUUACAAAAAACUGAAGCCCGAGGAGUGUAUAAAAUCGAUGAAAAUCAUAAUCGAUGAAGAGAUUCAAAGUCGUCCCUACUUCGCAGACAUUAUGAAAUCCUUACAGGAAGCUGAACUCUCAUUUAACAUCAGGUCGCAAUUAAUUCCCCAAAGCAUCUCUUGGAAAAGACAGACUGAGGAAAAUUAUAUGGAUGAGAAAGGUGAAAUUUGCACCAAAAAGGACUUGCGUGAUGAAAAUCAAAUGAUUAUUGUUUGGAAUUGGGAUGAGGCUGUAGAGAAAAUAGCAAACGGCACUUUUUGUAAAUCUGUCGCGAGUAUUUGUGAUUUAUUACCUCAGAAACGAAUGACUCUAGUCAUUUAUGGAAUAAUCGACUAUUUCUCUUAUCAUAAAAAUCAGAAGGACAAGGCAGUCAGGAAUGAAAUCCUAGGGAAUGAGAAAGCGAAAAAGAGUUAUAGUAAGAAUAGCAAACUGUUUGGAGCAUCGCCGAAAAUUUCGAGGAAGGAUUUUGAAUUGUGUUUAACUGAAGUGCAAAUAUUGAAUAACUGUUCGAGCAGAAUUGUGCAGUCUGCAGAAGAAUUGGCUUUGGUAGUUCAUCAAUAUAGCAAAGCUAUUGCUGAGAUUCCGUAUAAAGAGGAGAAAAGAAGGAAUAUGGAAGAUAAGGUCAGCUGGUAUGCUGCAGGAGAUAAUAGAGAUACGGUAAAGGUGGAUAAGGAUGGUAAUGGAUUGAAACGACUCUGGCAGCAGCAACUUUGUCAAUUUAAUUUGAGUAGUUUGGAAACAUCUGAGGCAAUAUGCCAGGUGUAUGGAAGUCCCUUACAAUUGAUAGAAGCUUAUAUGAAAUGCACUCCUGCCGAUGGAGAAAUGCUCCUAAAAGAUGUACCCAUCAGAAGAGCAGCAGGACCUGUGACGACACUUCGGAAAAUUGGUCCCGAACUUAGUAAAAAAGUAUACACAAUGUUUACAUCCGAGGACGGAGAUGUUUUAUUAAAUAAUGAUUGAUUUAGAAUAAUUUUAAGCACUUACUGUUUAAUCAACUGGUCUUUUAUACUCAAUAUUUGAGCAUUGGCAUGGCUGUGGAAUAAAAAAUUAAUCUUGCCCUGUACACAUGAAACAAUUUCUACUACAUCUUUAUUUCGAAACUGAUUUUUAAUUGGCCAUUUUUACAUUUAACCACACAAUUUUUUACUGAAUGAAAGAAUCC